Melampsora larici-populina 98AG31 is the source of this 1944-nucleotide messenger RNA. RefSeq lists its product as uncharacterized. Gene Ontology annotation, cellular component: catalytic step 2 spliceosome. NCBI's taxonomy places the organism in Eukaryota, Fungi, Basidiomycota, Pucciniomycetes, Pucciniales, Melampsoraceae. Bases 1 to 1944 code for a protein of 647 amino acids. The record is from RefSeq and is a predicted model, not a curated record. The transcript has 3 exons.
AUGCCAGAAUCUAAUUCAAAUCAAGCCACACCGACAAAAAGAGAUCUCAUUAAAUUAAAACCGCCAUCGACUCCAAUCUUAUUACCAGGUGAUAAAAGUAGAGGACUUCAACCUGUUACAUAUCAUCCAAUACACGGUCAUCUUCAAUCUGCACCUACCAUCUCACUUAAACAACAAAGAGUUUUGGAAGAAGAUGAAUAUAUCGAAGCACUUUCAUCUAUCAUCAAACGCGAUUUCUUUCCGUCAUUGGAUCAAUUUGAUAAAGAACGUCAAAAAUGGCAAGAUGAACGUCGUCGAAAACUUACACUUUUACAAUCUACUAAUUCAACUUCAAUGGAUCUUACUGACCGUCAAAUCAAUCAUGUCAAAGGGAUGAGUUGGUCAAAUACUAAUCCUAUCAGAUCACAUCGCUGGGAAGACGACGGUCCAACACCAAGACCCGGUCCAUCAUCUGGUAUACCGGGAAUGACUCCUUUGGGAACUCAAUGUGGAGACACUCCUAUCGCGACUCCAAUCUCUUACUCUGCUCAUCAACAAACCCCAUUAAAACCCAAGAAUUAUGAUUCAAAUCUUUCACUCGAUGACUUUUGUGCACGUUACACUUCAGAAGAUAAUUCAUCUUUUUCAGAAAUCCUCAAUAAUGCUAAUCAACUUAAACGACUUAAAUAUACAUGGGCAUUCGAAUCAUCUAAUAAACAAAACGCUAAACUCCUUGAAGCUACCUUGAAACGAGAACACUUGAUUGAAAUGAUUUCGAAAAUGACUGAAGGUGGAAAAGGCGUAGGAUUGAUUGAGGGUAUGAGUGGUAGACCUGGUGAAAGGAAAAUGAUUGAAAAUGUUAUCACUAAGGAUGAGCGACUUGCUAUUGAAGCUGAAGAUCGAGAUUCAACCAAGCUAAUCCUCGAUACACCAAAUUCGGCACCAAAUUCUCCUUCUGACCAGCAAAUCACUAGCACUGAUCCUGAUCAUGAAUCUCGUCAAUCCAAGGGAAAAGGGAGAGCAGUCACUGCCAUCGAUUUAGCAGUUGCACCUAAUGCUCAACCAGUCAAGAAUCCGAACGCUUGGCCGCAUGUCACUCGCAACGCCCUCAUGUUUGCGCCUGACGCAAACAUCUCGUCUCAUCAAUCUAUGCCACCACCUCCCUUUCCAGCCGCACCGACAGUUUCACUAGGUGGGCCCAAAGGUAUCAACUAUGCCAACACACGUAUGUCAAACGAUAAUUUGAUAGAAGACGCUCUGAAGCAAGCGAAAUCCUCGAGUCGUAUGAGCAUGACUACUCUCAGUCCUACUCGAAGUCAUAUCGCUGCUGCAAUCAAUGGUACACCAUAUCCAGCUCCUGAAUCAAUGUCACCUCGGGUCAAUGGUUUUGGAUUUGUAUCUUCAAUGCCAACACCAAAUGCGAAUAAAUUGAAAGAAUCCAAUCAACUGGACGAACUAAUGACAUGGGGUGAAAUUAUGUCAACACCAAUCUCAUUAAAUCCACAAGAAGAAGAACUAAGAGAAGAAGGACCAUUCAAAAUUCCAAAGACCCCUAGACGUGAAGAAUUAGCUAUGGGUAUGGCAAGACAAGCAAGUAAAAGUCUACGAGAAAAGUUUGGUAACGGAUUAGGUGGUACACAUAUAAGUCAAUUAAGGAAAACGGUUUUGAAAGAUCAAAGUCGUGAAAGAUUGAGAUCUAGUAAAUCUCAACAUGAAGUCAAUUCAACGUCUAAAAUCGGAGGAUGGAAACCUAAAAGAGAAGAGAUUUUAAGUCCAGCUGGAAAACGAUUAUUAAAGAAAACUGAAUUUAAUUCGAUCCAUUCAAAUCAAUCUCCUCUAAAUUCCAAUCAUCUUCAUUCUAAAUCAACUUCUAAUCAACAUUUCACACCUAAGAGAGAUCUUAAUCAAAUUAAAUUAGAUCAAGAAUCAAUGAAUCGAAUCAAAAAAGCUAAAUGGGAAUCUUGA